Lactuca saligna is the source of this 3252-nucleotide messenger RNA. Lineage: Eukaryota; Viridiplantae; Streptophyta; Magnoliopsida; Asterales; Asteraceae. The record is from the annotation of a GenBank genome assembly.
GCGAGUUCGGGUCGGGAAUAUAAGAUGAGCUGAUAAUUCACGUCUCUCGAUGCUAAAAAAAUUCGUUUCUUACGUAUUUUAACGUACUAAUAUUCUCAAGCCCUAAAAUCUCGAUCUGCAAAUCUCUACAGAUUCCACCAAGAACUCACUAGGAAACUCAUCACGCCUCAAGAUUUUCUUAUAUGUACCGAAAUCGUCAUUGUAAGCAUCAAUUUUGUGGAAAAAGUAGUGACUUCGAUCUUUCUGAAGGCAUCAUUUGAUAAUUACUGUCUGAGAAGUUGUCUUGUAAUUGAGGAAUCUCUCUAUGAUUGUUGUGGAAUUAGGAUUUUAUUGUUAUUUUUCUGGAUGCAUCAUCAUUUUGUAUAGAUGCUUGUUAGACGGGAUCUAGGGUUUCCCUCCCUGGUGUUCCUGGUUGUGGUUGUGGUUGUGCCAGUGAUCGUGCUCAUUAUCCGUCGAAAAUUACGGCAUUCGGUAGCGAGAAGUGAGGAGAUUAAGAGGCUUGUGGUAUCGGCUUCAGAGGAGUUAGCUAGGGCUGAGUUUGAAGCCCGAGAAUCGUACUAUUACACUGCGAACGCUACGCCCUCGGCUAGGGUUUCGGUUUUGACUCCCGCUUCGGUUCCGACUUACGUGUCGAUUCCAUUGGGCUCUCCGUUGAAACCGCAAUACCAAUGUGCUGUUUGCUUUUGUCCCACCACCACGCGUUGUGCCAAGUGCAAAGCUGUUCGUUACUGCUCUGGGAAAUGUCAAAUAAUUCAUUGGAGACAAGGCCACAAACAUGAGUGCCGUCCCUAUGUUGCUGUGAGUCCAAUCAAUGAUGAGGGAGGCAGCUCUUAUAGGCAAGUGGAUCAUGAAGAUCAAAGUGACACUUUUGAUACUGAAGCUCAGCAAACUUUUACAUCGUCUGUGACUGGGAGAUUCCCAGAAAAUUCUGAUAACAAGGAUGAUGAAUCAUCCCUUGCUCACCAGCAGGGUAGUACUAAAAUUUCUGCAGGUAUUACUGUUGAGAACUUAGUGAAAUCAUUGCACCAGACAUUGGGUAGCCCUGCCAGAAAGUCUACUGGUUUAGGGAAGAACAAUCUUAAAAGAUCCAAUCCAAGUGAUGAAGAUGCUCAGUCAAGUUCAUCUUGUUGGACAAACAACGCGUCUUCAUUUUCUGAGCCUUCUACAACAUCUUCUGGUUUCUGGGAUACGACUGUUGAUAACAAGAAAUCGAGUAUCAAUGAUCAUGAUGAUUUUGCCUCAGCUGGCAGUUACACUGCUAAUCAGAAUAGCAAUAUUGCGAAUGGAUGUAUUGCUGAUAAAGUCAUAAUAGAUGGUUUGGGAAAUAACAAGUUCAAUGAUUGCAGUGAUUCGUCAAAGGAUGAUACUUCCAAGUUCAGGGAGUCUAAAAAUUCUCCUUCUCAUCGUGCUUCAGUGCUUAAAGAUGAUAGCUUAUAUGAUAUUUCCAGUAACAAGAGUAGGAUUUCCCACACAUCCAAAUCUAGGGAAAUAAGUUCAUCACCAAAAGCUCCCAACACCAGUAGUAGACAUCCAUCUCAUGCUACAAAGCCUGUGAAGGUGGAUGAUGACACCGUUUCUUCACCCAAACUCACAGAAACUUGUCGUAUUAGAAGUGGAUCCAAGACAUCAAAAUCAAAAGCUGUUGACCAGGUCAAGCCCUCUAAGUCAUUAGAGGGAGUAAGUGACAGAUACGCUUUCAAGGGUCUCUUCCCAUACGAAAUGUUUGUCAAGCUGUACGCCUCAAAAAAGAUUGAAUUGCAGCCUUGUGGCCUAAAAAAUUGCGGAAACAGCUGUUAUGCUAAUGCGGUGCUCCAGUGCCUGAUAUACACUCCACCUCUGACUGCUUAUUUUCUGGAAGGGCUUCAUUCCAAAGCAUGUGAUAAGAGAGGAUGGUGCUUCACAUGUGAGGUUGAAGGCCUUGUUAUGAAGGCAAAAGAUGGGAACUCUCCGUUGUCUCCCAUUCGCAUACUUACCCAUAUUGAAAACAUCGGAAGCAAUCUUGGGCAUGGGAAAGAAGAAGAUGCACAUGAGUUUCUAAGGUAUGUUAUCGAUGCUUUGCAAGCAGUUUGCAUCAAGGAAGCUGCAGGAGCAAAUGCCUUGAACUCUUUGGAAGAAGAAACAAGUCUGAUUGGGCUUACCUUUGGGGGUUAUCUACGGUCUAAGAUCAUUUGCAUCAAGUGUGGAGGCAAAUCGGAGAUGCAUGAAAGGAUGAUGGAUCUGACAGUUGAAAUAGAAGGCGAUAUAGGAACUUUGGAAGAGGCUUUGGAUAAAUUUACAUGUUGUGAGAUUCUGGAUGGUGAAAACAAAUACAAAUGCAGCAGGUGCAAAUCCUAUGAGAAAGCCAGAAAGAAACUGACGUUGUUGGAGGCUCCUAAUGUGCUUACUAUUGCAUUGAAGAGAUUUCAGUGUGGUAAAUUUGGGAAGCUGAACAAAUCGGUUGAGUUCCCAGAGAUUUUAGACAUGGCUCCGUAUGUUAGUGGGACAAGUGAUAAGUCGCCAGUUUACAGGCUUUAUGGGGUGGUGGUUCAUGUGGAUACCAUGAAUGAUGCCUUUUCUGGUCAUUAUGUUUGCUAUGUUAAGAAUCAUCACAACCGAUGGUUCAAAUUUAACGACACCAUGGUGAACGAGGUGGAUCUUCAACAUGUAUUGACAAAAGGCGCAUACAUGCUCUUUUAUGCAAGGUGCUCCCCACGGGCCCCACGAUCAAUACGCAGCUCAAUAAUCCAGCAUCAAGAUCCACGGAAACAGAAAACAUUCGUUCACUCCACUGAACCUUGGGAGGCUUGCAAUUACCAGCCAGCUUCUCAGCCUGGGCACCGGCAGCGGAGUCUGGAGGAGGAAUCUUCCUCCUCCAGUGACAACUCGGGGUUCUUCUCGGAGUCAUGUUCUUGCAGCACAGACAGCAGCACCCAAAGGGACUCCAGUGAUCACAUUCCGGGUGACUGGGAACAUGAUUACUGGAACAACAGCAGCACCAACAUCAACACCAACACCAACACCAACACCAACAUGAACGUGACCUCGUCGGAUUCCGACACCUCAUCCACGUCUUCCUUUCCAUCCCCGUUGUACUCCAGGCUUUCUCACUUGUACACUUCAAGGACAAAUGAGGAUGAAUGUAGAAAGUUAGAUUGUAGCUGUAAUAGUUGUAGUAGGGUUAGGGUAACUAACUUGAACCUGGAUAGAUUAGGGUCCAAACCAAGUGCAAGUGUAACCUUUAGAAGAUCGGCAACCAGGGGAAUGUUGGACUAA